CCGAAUAGUGUUGUAGUGAAUUAGGUUCCAUUGAGGGCAUUUUGUGUGUUAAUAUGGCAGGUCUACACUGAAAGUCAUGCCUUAAUUGCCAACCUAACUGUACUAAAAGAGAAGAAAUGCGUCGAUAAGUUCAUUCGCAAGGAUUAGUUUUGACAAUUUAGCUGAAGAAACGGUCUUUUAUAUCACGCUUAUACUACCAUUGUUAUUAGUUAUAUUUGUUUCCGACCUGAGUCAAGGUGUCGAUUUUUCUUUUGUUUAAAAGCCUUUGUUUCGCUAACUGAUCGUACCUUGAAUGGGGUCCAUGGCCUGUAUGAACUCUCCUAAAUUUUGUUGUCAAAUUUAAUCAAGCUUUGAUUGAUCUUUUGGAGGCUUUACUUUGGCAAAUAUUUUCCCAGCUAAGCUCUGUGUACAAACUGAAUUUUGAAGAAGAACGUUAAAUGUCAGUUGCGAAUAUCUAAACUUCAGAUGCGAGGUGCCCUAGCGAACGCUGUGUUUAGUGCUGGCGACCUAAAUACUCACUUUUGAUCAUAGCAAAGUUCUCGAUUAUACACAUGAAAGAAUAGAUAGCGACUAUAUUUAUGGCAGCGGGUGAACCCAAUUUCUUGAACCCUGCACUAUUAUUGAUGAUAACUGCGGAAUAAUUGUGUCUUCAUAUUAUAAAGCAUUGAGCAGUACCUCAAUUUGAUUAUGUCUUGUUCCGUUUUUCAGUGUUUUGGUUCCAAUUCUAAAGGUCAAAAGACAAAACUUCCAUACUGGGAUGGAGACGAACCAUCUUCGCCGUUUUCUACUUUGACGAAGAAAAAUCAAUUAAAUGAACAGAGUUAUCCCGGAGAAAUCACGCGAAAAUUAUCCUUCAACGAAAAUAGCAACAGUUCUAUUAAUCAACGCAGCAGAUCUAGCUCGGUGUCAUCCCAAAAGAACAAAAAGACCAAAUCCCAAUUAGAAUUAAAUAGCAAAGAGCCCUCGGAGCAAAUGUCGGCAGCAUUAACGUCAUCUUUGAACUACAAUGGUUCUCACCAGAAUUCACGUCAGAUGUUCCAGGGAUCCCCAGAUAUGAACGGGAUGUCAUCGGCAGAACAGCGAAUGACUGCUUCAGGAGGGUUUACUUUUACCCCAAACACAGGUGGAAACUCAAGAAUCCAGAACCCAGUACCUGUGCAAGAGCCUACGUAUGUUGUGGCGAAGUUCAACUACGCGGCAACGGAAUCGGCUGAAUUGUCUAUAAAGAAAGGAGAAAAAUUGGUAGUGAUGGACUCAACGGGUGAUUGGUGGCGAGUCCAAAAUGGUGCUAACAAAAUCGGUAAAGUGCCGUCAAACCACGUCGAAAUUAUUGCCUCAGAAGAAUCUUCAAAAUUUGGCGGGUCUUCGAGGGGUUCCAAAAAAUCCUCAAGCUUUUUCAAGAAGAUUCUCGGCAAAGACAAAAGCAAAAAGAACAAUUCAAAUUCAAAUAUUUCCAAAACUCCCCAAGGAGGUAACCAGCCCGGACUUAGUUCAAACGGAGCCAUGAGUUUCAAUUAUUUACAACCCAUUGGAGGAAGUGGAUCGAAUGGUUAUAACAGAGACGAAAACGGAACUUUCAAUGGGUAUACAAUGAGUCAAAAUCCAGUUUCAUUUGGAGCAUCGCCGCUAGCUGCCAGUAAACUGGAUUCCCCAUUAGGCAGCAGUGGAUUGUCACCCUCAGCAUUAAGUUCGAAUCCAGAAACCGCUAUUGCUAUUUACAACUACCAAGCUGUUCAAGCGGAUGAACUGAAUUUAUCGAAAGGCGACCAAGUUACAGUUCUUCAGAAGUCCACCGAUGGUUGGUGGCAGGUGUUCUGUAACGGGAAAACAGGCUGGAUUCCGUCUAAUUAUUUGAAUGUAAACACCACCGCUGCAGCAUUAAAUGCAUCAGCAUCACCUCAAUCCAAUCAAGCCAGUUCCUCGCAGCCCUUUGACUCUAAUUUGAAUUCGAGCUCGAAUCAUGAACAUAACCAGUCAACGUCUAAUCUGGGUGGUGGAAGAGACAACACUGGAAGUCUAGGCAAACCCGCCGGAGACUCGAAGGUAGAUAGUGCAUUCCUGUUUGGUGUCGUUGCGUUGUACAGAUUCCAGGCGCAAGAUUUGAACGAAUUGACGUUUGAACAAGAUGAAAGGCUUGACGUAAUCGGAGAGCCGACGAGUGAUCAAGAUUGGUGGCAAGCGCGGAACAGCCAAGGAUUGAUGGGUCUCAUUCCGAAGAAGUUUGUCAAACAGGUCGCGGAUUCGAAACCGAUCUUCAGGCGUCCGAACUCAGGUGGAUCAGCGGCCGCAGUCGCGAACUCAGCAAUGAUGCGGAGUAAUAAUUCGGGUAUGGCAGGUGCACGAUCACCUGUAGCGGCUAAUGCAUCGAACAGUAUUGUAAAUUCGAUCAAACAGGAGAGCAUGAAGGGAGCUGGAGGUCCGUAUAAGGACAGAGAUUGGUACUAUGGGAGGAUAACGAGGAAUGAUUGUGAGAAACUGUUCGAGGAAGUGGGAGAUUAUGGAGAUUUCAUUGUGCGAGAGAGUGAAUCUUGUCCUGGCGAUUAUUCUAUUUCGCUGAAAGCGCAGCCGAAGAACCGCCACUUCCACGUGCAGCUGCAGCCCAUGGACAACAUGCUGCUCAUAGGGAGCAAAACUUUCGAGAACCUCGACCAGAUCAUAGAACACUACCACAUCUCCCCCAUUUACACAGACGGCUCUGGCACCAGACUAUUUCUACAGAAACCUCUUAUUGUUUGAUGCAGCUGCGAAUGAGAGAAACAAUAAGUAAAAGAGAAGAGAUUAUUUCUUAUGUGAAUUUAACACUUUAAAAAUCUGGAAUCCUAUUCUAUUCGAAUUUUAUAUAUAAACUUCUAGACAUCUAGCUAACCAACCGCCGACAAGAACCCCUUCGAAGUGGCAGUUCCUCCUAACAAGUUCAAGUUCAACACCAGCCGUUCACCGUUCAACCCUAAUCUUUAAGGUAGCUGAUUGUUGGAGCGAAAUUGUGAAGAAACAAAUCAGUCUUCAGAUUGGAAGCAGACGAAACGUCGCACAAACAAACAAUUCAGCAUGUAUCAGCCGUUCAGAACAUACAUUGUCGCAAUCAAAGCAGAAUAUUUCUAUUUUUGUGUGUUAAUUACUCUAUUUGUCAAUAUAUGUCGGAAUGCAGUCAGAAUCAAUGCACCGCUUGUGACCUCUUACGUAAUCUUCUGUUAUGUGAGAAUGUAAUUCCUUUGCUGACUUUACUACCUUUUUAUUUAUUUUUUUCCUUUCAAAAAGACUAUUUUUCUACCUUUAAAGAGCAAAUGGUUAUGAUGACAAUGUUUCAGUACAAGUAGUUUUAAAUGCAA
This is a messenger RNA of Symsagittifera roscoffensis, 3329 nucleotides long. RefSeq names its product cytoplasmic protein NCK2-like. Gene Ontology annotation, molecular function: receptor tyrosine kinase binding; signaling adaptor activity. Bases 688 to 2736 code for a protein of 682 amino acids. The record is from RefSeq and is a predicted model, not a curated record. Lineage: Eukaryota; Metazoa; Xenacoelomorpha; Acoela; Convolutidae. Gene Ontology annotation, biological process: signal transduction; cell migration. The transcript has 2 exons.